Messenger RNA from Chironomus riparius, 1065 nucleotides. NCBI's taxonomy places the organism in Eukaryota, Metazoa, Arthropoda, Insecta, Diptera, Chironomidae. The record is from the annotation of a GenBank genome assembly.
AUGGGAUGUUGCUGUAAAGUUUUUAAUGCAAAGUUGCUGCUUGGAUUCUUUAAUUUGGUGUUUAUGCUUUGUAGCAUCGCAGUCCUCUUCGCCGGCUUCCAUCUCUUCACAGACAACAAGCGACUCCUCCUUACAUCUCUAAUCAUCAUUGACGAUCAUCCACUCCAUGCAUUUGACCUCUCAUAUCCAAUCAUUUAUUAUGUUGCAUUCAUUUUAACAGUUUUUGGCAUGGUCAUCGCUUUCAUUUCCUUCAUUGGAUUUUGCACGUCGUGCAUGUCGAGUUACCCGCUGCUCGUAUUUUACUUUCUAUUGAUUGUCAUGCUACUGAUUAUUCAGUUCCUUGGCGGCGUUGUGGUUAUAACGAAACCGCAAUUUUUAGGGUUGAAUGUCAAUACAACGCAGAUGGUUCGGAUACUUCAAGGGACAUAUGGAGUUCCGAAUCAUGAGCAGUGGACAAUAGCGAUGGAUUACGCACAGACAUUUUUGGAUUGUUGUGCUAUAAAUGACAGUAUUAAUUAUGAUACAUCGCUGUGGAGGCUGCAGAAGUUGGGAAGGGAUGAUUUGUCAGUUCCAUUGACUUGCUGUAAAUUGAUGAAUAAGUUUGAGGAAAAUUCUUAUUUGGAUCCAGUGCCGGUUAAUAUGACAUUGUGUCAGUCGAUACAGCCACAGGAUUUUCAGAAGGCACGGCAUCUUGAGGGCUGCCUUGACAGAAUCGAGAAUUGGUAUCGCGAACAUUACAUCAUCCUCCUCUACGCAGGUCUUCUUCUAUCAACGAUCGAGUUCUUCAUCCUCUUAUCCAUCAUCCUGGUCUGCUCAAUCAUCAAACAAAAGAAGCUUCGCCAUCAAAUCUCGCCAUCACCUGUCAACUUCCUCAAUGAGAUGCAAUCGAAUAUUUUAAGGAGGAACAUGAACGAGAACAUUUAUCAUGAAGACUUCAUCACGAUGGCACCGGCAACGAGUUCAGCAUCAACGAUUAGGGAAGUUUACAUACAGCCGAUGGAUGUGCCGAGAGAUAAUUAUAAGAGAAAUCAUUAUAGACUUAAUGGGAAGGGAUUGUUGGUGUAG